Molecule: messenger RNA, 891 nt
Organism: Racocetra persica
Lineage: Eukaryota; Fungi; Glomeromycota; Glomeromycetes; Diversisporales; Gigasporaceae
Source: the annotation of a GenBank genome assembly
AUCUUAAAGGCUGUCCUUUUAUCGCAUUAGUAUGUGUUGGAACACACAAUCAUCCGCCAUCUCCUCCUGAAAAAAUUCUUGCAGAUAUAAAAGCAAAUUUGCAAAUAUUAAUUAAUCAAGCAAUUAAUAAUUUAAUAAAGUCAUUUUUUAAAUCAGAAGCACUUUCGGAUAUUCAUCAAUCAUUAAACAGUGUUGAUAAAUUGCGAAUUCUUGUUGCAAAAGCUUACAAAAAUUUGCAUCCUUACGGUCAAGGAAUAUUGGGCGUUUUUUAUGCUGCUAAAAAUAAUCAUCAAGAAUUAAAAAAUUAUAUUCAACGUAUUGGUUGGGAAUGCAUAUUAGGUGAUUUAGAUAGCGGGCAAGCAAAAGGAUUGGGCCUUGCAUUAUAUGAAUUAGAUAUAACAAAGGAUUGGGAAAUGCAUUUGAUGCAUAUUUAUAAAUCAUGUGUUGUACAUUUUCAACGAAAUUUAUAUAAUAAACAUUUUUCAAAAGAAAUUUACAAUUUAGCAAAAUCAAUUAUUAAUACGCCUUCUCAAGAAUUGGUCGAAUCUAUUUUAAAUGAAAUCGAAAAUUCAAAUGAACCUGAACGUCAUAUUUGGAGAAAAUAUGGAAAUAAUACUAAUAUGGCGGAAUCAGCCCAUGCUUUAAUUAACAAAGAAGGAAAGCAACUAAAAUUAAUGUCAGCUAUUUUAUGUCAAAUUGCAGAUGAAAUUGUAGUAGAAAUUAAAUCUGAUACGGAUGAAGCUAGUGAAAUUAGAAUGGAUGAUAUGUCAACAAGUAUUGAAUUGCAAGAAAGAAAAAUGGCAUUAUUGGAACGUCAACUAAAGCUCAGAAAAGAAACGGCAGAGGUAGAAGCUCUUGAAUUACAGAAUCAACAACUAAAAAUCAAUCUGG